UCUUGAAGGGAAAGGAGCAUGUGAGGAAGGUAUGCAAAUGCGUUUCAGGGGCGGAAAGUGACGUUAGGGUGCUUCGCAAGACGACUGGUAAGCUUGUUCGUUUCAUGUUAGUUGACGAUAGGUGCAAUCACAUCAGCGGUGUGAAAAGGAACAGUGGGAGAAAGAGAGAGAAGAGGGGGGCGGGGGUGACAGUGUGGACCUCACCGCUGACGGGACCCACAGGCACCCUGAUUGUGCCCUGCUCUCAUCAUUUCUGGAGGUGAGGACAAAAGGGGAAAAAGAGGGGGGCAUCGGAAGAGAGGCCCGGGAUCCGACUGUCGUGACGGCUUUCCCCCGAUAUUUGUCGCCGAUGGUCGGGGUUUCCUGGAUCCAUAAAGGCUGAGGAAAAGCGGCGUUGCAUUCUACUCAAGACUGGUGUUUCCUGCCACAACAGCGGGAUUGUCAAGAGGAACCAUUCACUCUAAGCAGGGCCUUGUAUUGCUACGUUUUCAGACUUAUAAGCCUCUGGUCAGCGGCGGCUGGAAAAAUAAUUUUAUCUGCAUGGAGUUACUGAAGGAAAACAACAAGAAAUGGACUUUGAAGGAAGUGAACUUGGAAGUGGAAUAAAUGGAUUAUCUUCGUUUUUGGUAUUAAAUUCCUUUGGAACUGUGUAGAAUUAAAUGAUGGUUGACACACAAUACCAAAGGUAAGACGAAUAAAUGCUGAAGUACCAGUAGAGCAUCAAGAGGAAUUUGAGGAAUUUAUGCCCAGAAAUAAUGAAAUAAAAGGGACCAAAGACGUAUGACCGAGAAGAAUGCACAUAGUAACAAAAAAAUUACAUGAUAUGAAAUGAGAAUGACCAACACGAGUGAAAGUGCUGUGCAGCUUCCAAGAGUGGAACAUCAAAGGAGUUCUGGGAAGUACUUUGUAAGCCUGUUUACAGACUUUUUUGACACGACUCAUCUCACGCAAGUGUGGUCCACUUCCUGGCAAAAUUACACAAAUUGACAAAGGAAAGUAACUCUUCUGAGAAUUCUGUUUCAAUGGAAUAUAAACUUUUUGCGCAAUUGUAUUAUUCCAUAAUAUUCAUCCUAAAAAAAGAGCUAUGUUUACUGAAGCUGUCGUGGUUCAGCAUCUGCAAAAGAGACAUUUAAAGCUGCCUUACAUAGUGACGUGUUAGUUAUCCAUGAGAUAUUCUUGAUGCCAAACUAGUUGAGCUGCAGAAGCAAUUACAACAAAUCCGCUGUGAUGUGAACCACAAAAAACUGAGAACAGUUUUUCUCUGUGGUACAACCAUCAUCAUCAUAUACUAAUGUCUCGUGGAUAUAAGAAUUUCAUUUAAAAAAAAAAAAAAACACAACAAAACACUUUCUUCUGCAUCCAUGGUUGCUGGGAUCAGCUCUUCAUUUAUACAUCGGACGCAUUUCCCACUGACACUUACCAGUGCUGUCUUUCUUUAGCACAAAAGGAAAACAUGCAGAACUUUUCUAAUAGCCCCACCCCCCAUACUCUUGCCCCUGGCUUUGGCAUGAGGAGUGGAGGUGGACCGUCCUACCCGCCUCAACCAGCAGAACCCCAGUUGUCCCCAAGGAUGGCAGAAGAUUAUGCAGCGAUACAACAGCAGAGCCUGCACAGAAGCCAUCCCCACUCCAGUCAAGCCAGCCCCAUGCUUGCUUACAACGCUCGAAACAGAGGUGUUGUAGAGCCGCCCACACAGGCUAACAUUCACAGCAGCAGUAACAACCCUUACAGGAAAGACACAAUGGAUUAUUAUUUUUCAUUGGGCGCAAAGGACAAAAACAGAAGAGGAGGUCUGGUCUAUGGAACGGGAUUUGGUUACCCAAAUAUUGAUGGACACAUACCUCCACAGUACAGACAUUCUGCCUCUGGGUCUGUAUUAUCAUCUGGCAUCAUGUCACAAUAUUCAGUAGACUAUGGACCUAGCACAGGUUCAGGUGGAGCAUCUGGAGCAUUCUCUCCUCAUCAAUACAACAUGAGUCAGAACGCUGCAAUGCAGGCCAUGCCAGCUUCUCAGAGCCGUCAACAUGGGCAAACAUUCUCUCCUGUCCACCAUGGGCAGCAGCAUCGGAGUUAUCCAAGCUCUGGGCACAGAAUGACCCCUCAAUAUCCACAAUACUCUCCACAGCCUGGAGUGUCCACAGGGUCAUCGGGAAUGUACAGCCCCCCUCCACAGAGAUAUGUUGAUGGGACUGCUAACACCGGUUUUGAUCCCAAAAUCAACAGUUCACACAGUGUCAACUCAAGUGCAAACUCUGUCUCUGGUUCAGCUGCUGCUAACAAUAUGGGGCCAGUGGAAAGUGUUCAGCAGCGUUACCAUGCAGCAAAUUUUUCUGGAUAUAUUCCACAGAUGCAAAUGCUUCACAAGGAAGGCACACUCCAGCAUUGCAACACACAGCACAAUUUAGGUGUGGGUUUUGAAAAUCCUGUUAAAAUGCAGCACCAGAGCCCAAAUAAAAGCACCAUAUAUGGUAAACAUCAACAGGCCUCCACCCCCAGUAUACCUCACACAACAUCUCAAGAACUAGCCAAAUCCCCAAUGCAUCCUCAACAAAGUCAGAUAAACCAAAACCUGAGCCCGAUAUCCAACCCGUCCCCAGCUGCCUCUGCAGUACAUUCACCAAGCUGUAGAUCCACUCCUUCCCCUUUGCUGGGAGUUUCAGAAACCUAUGUCAACACCUCUGGCCAUUCCAACUCUUCAUCUACCGUCCAUAGCAGCAGCCGGAGUCAUAGAUUAAUACAGGCUGUGUCACAGUUAAGUCCGACACCAAACUCAAACAGUAGCAUCAGUAGUUGUGGUAGCAACGGCAGUCACAAAGGUCAUAACAUCAGUAAUAUUGGACUAAACAGUGUGCCACCUACAAGUUGCAACAAAAGUGGUCUAGGUUCAACACAUGCUCCCCGGGAGGAAGGUCCCUGUAGUUAUUCAUCUCCUACAGCUGGAAAAAUACAGGAUGCAGGACUAAAUAGUCUUAAUGCUCUGAGCUCCCAGGUAGCUAAUUUACCCAACACCAUUCAACACAUGCUGCGCACUGACAAUGUAUUCUCACAGAAAAAAGGCAAAGAUGGCGGACAGGUGCAACAAACAGCUCACAGUGUUUCCCCAUUGGAACCAAGAAGUAGAAAUGCAAGUACAGCCUCGAGUACUGGCACACUAAAAGAUGGAACUAUUGUAGGAAUUGCUGAAAGUGCUGGUCUAGAAACUGUUGCUAAUGAAGAUGCCUCUUAUAUGUCAGCUGAGACCAAGACAGAGCAAGAGGAUCAUUUAAUAGAGGGACAUCAAAGAAUGAGGCAGAUGAGUGGUGCAAGCAAUGUACCUGAACAAAACUUUUACAAUCCCCUUCAGAGUCAAAACGACUCACAACCUGGUCAAGCCUUAAAUGCUAAAACAUUCACAUACAAGUCACCACCAAAAGAAAUGCUCUCUAAAGCAAACGUUCACAUUGCUUCUACUUUAGCAUCCCUGUCUUCUGGAUGUCCGUCAUCAGAGGUGGAUCCAAAUUCACAUUCAAAACCUCCAGUUUCCUCAUCUGCCUCCUGUAUUAUUACUCCCCCCCAGGCAAACUGUGUCUCACAUCCUAGUUUAUUGAAUAAUAACUCAAAAGGUGGCCUUAAGAAAAGUGCCGAAAUAAAAAAUGAACAAAUCAAAACUGAACAUGAAGAGGGAGUCAAAGUGGAGAGAGGCAAUAUUGAAACACUACGAGAUGGAGAAAUCGACAGAAAGCAUAGCCAGGAUAAAGAAAAUGUGUUGCACACAGCUUCAACGGCACAUAAUGAGAGUGAACAAAAAGCAACAACUGAGGAGCAGUUAAGUGUUGGUGUGAUUGUCUCAGCUCGUUCUGAGGCAAGUCAAGUUGAAAAAAGCAAGCAAACGCAAGACCUCUGUUUGAAGGAGAAGCAAUCUCAGUCCUAUUUGAAAGAGUCAACAAGUCAUAAUGGCGAGGAGAGUAUUGAUCUUAGUCGAUAUUCAUUGCAGCAGCAAAAAGUUAAUGUUGAACAGACCCACAAUCUUAAUCAGUUUGGAUCACAUAAAUAUGGUUUUGUUGGAUCAACAUAUAGCUCAGAUGUGUCUUUAGGUAAAAAAGGAAGGACUGGCCCAUCAGGUGUAGGUGAAUCCAGUUCUAGAAAUUAUCAGCAUUCUGCUUAUGGCCCUGAGUAUUCAAAGGAUUUGAGUUCUCUAACAGAGGCAUUUGGGAAGAGAGGGCAGGCAAUAGGAACAAAAGGCCAAGAAGACAUUUCUCAAAUUCAUCACUUCCCUAGCCUUUUACAAGAGGUUCUUCAAGGGUAUAAUUUAGAUCGACGUUAUGGAAGACCAGAACAGGCAUUUCCUGCACAUCUCCAAGUUCAACAACAAUUUCAAACACGAUACCCAUAUGGUAUGACAGAAAAUAUUAGGAUGGUGGAUACUGCAGCCAGUGGCACAUUGGGCCAAGUAGGCACCACUGGAAAGCCCCUACAUCCAAAUAACCGGAAUGGAAGUAAAACCAAUUUUGCCACAGGGCCUCAAUCCUCAAUAAAACCAGAAGCAUCCAAUACCAAGGUAAUGCAAAAUACUGCAAAAAAAGAAGUUGAUUACUCUGAGGAUCAUUUAACACGAGUUUCAGAUGCACAGUCAAUACAACCAAAACAUAUCAAUUUAGCAGACUACACUCUUCCACAAAGAAAAACAUCCACUUCAUCUGCUGUACAGGAGCUCCUUUUACAAGAACCUGAGCCACUGAAAGGGUGUACCAGUCAAGCAGAUUCUCAGAAAUCAGAGCGUCGCUCUGUCAUUUGUGAUGUGUCACCAAACAGACGUAGCACACCAGAGAAGGACAGGGAAAAUAACAGAGAGCGGGAGAAAAAUCAGAGUGCAGCCUCGGUCAUUCAGCAGUCAUUUUCCUCCCCAGCAUCGGCCAACGAUUUAAUUAAAAAGGACAUUUUAGAUAAGAAAGUAGUAAAAAUUGAAACGGCACCCAAAGAGAUUGUUCCAAAUCCUGAUUUUCAUGGCAGUGGUGAAACUAAUGAGACUGAUAUAGAAUGUUCCUCAAAAUCUGUUCAGUCAUCCAUUGUGCUAAAUUCUGACCCCUAUAGGCACUUGUUGCCCCAUUCUUUGAGCACAAAUCCUUUAUCUUCACCAUCAAGACAUCAGUCACAUCUUCAUGGUAUGGAUUUAGGAACAAGCAAUUCCACCAGUUUCCCUGGUUAUCGGUUUGGAGAAACGAGAAACAACAAUAUGCCACGUGGCCACCCUCAUUUUCCUUCCCACCAUCCAUAUCACAGUUUAACAUCACAGCCUCAAACUACAAAUAAACUUCAAAUGUAUCCUCACCCUCGUGGGUCGUUCCAACAUUCAAAUGAAAUAACUGAUUGGGUGAAAACAAUGAACAGAACUUCCAAGGAUAUAACAACAAUGCCAGGUUCUUCCCCAGGAAGACAUAAAGUUGGCCUAUCGGAGCACAUACAGAGGAUGAUCCCACAAACAGACUUGCACAGUGAUCAAAAUGCAAGCAAAACACUGCUCCAUCAACAAAGUGGAUACUAUGACAUGAAAAUGUGGGAGACAACACACCCAGGUCCAGAUGGAGUUAGAAUGCUUGAAGGUGAUUCUUGCUAUAGAACACAAGCACUUCCUCCACCAUCAUCUGUUUCACAGGGCACCUUGCCCCAUCAUAAGGCUCAUGGCCCAAAUACAAAUGAACAUGAGGAAGCUAAACCUCCCUGCUUUCCUCCUCCAUACAACGAUGGUAAACCUCAAACUGACGUAACUUCUACUCAACCAAGGGUGCAGCGGCAAACUAAGUCUGGAGGUCCUGCAGAGACAAAUCCUCUUAUUUUGAGAAGAAGAGUGCGUUCUUUUAUCUCUCCUAUUCCUGCUAAAAGGCUACUGCAGGAUCCAUCUCAGCAGAGGGCAGCUACAAAUUCACACCUUCCUGUGGUGCCCUCAGACUCAAACCAUCACAAUGAAGAUGAAUCAACCUCUUCUGAUAUUCCACAGCUCACGUCCCCAUUGCCCGGUGACAAUGCUUUUAAAUCUCUGUCUCCAUCAAGUGGUAAUAUAAAGGCCUUGCCUCCAAAGAAAGGACGUGGUUUGAAACUUGAGGCAAUUGUUCAGAAAAUAUCACCAAGUGUAACAAAGUCUGCAGGCAAUAUUGAUGAUGGAACAAGCCAUUACCCAGGCUUUUCUAAUGCAACAGUCCCACCGUUUACUGAGUCACAGGACCAGGAAAUAAACCAUUUUCCACGUGUUACAGGAGGAGAUGAUUGUUUUGACGAUGUUCACUCAUUAAAUGACAUGAUUCCCUUUAGAGGUGUAGAUGAGACUGGCCCAUUACCACUGUCUGCCUACCCAUGUGAUCCACAAACUCGCAGACAAAAAGACUUUGACUUUGGGUUAGGAGCUUCUGUGGUAUCAGCGUCUGGUGAAAAAGAGGACUUUGCGUUGCUCGGACCUUUACCCCCUCCUCCACCACUUCCUCGUCCAGUUCAGGGGUCUCCACCUCCAUCUUCAUCUGCGCUGUCUGACAUUCAACAUUUUACCAAUACUUACCAGCAGCUUGAGACGAGAAGAGGAGAGCAGUCUGCUGCUAACCUUCUUCGACAGAAAAUUCAAGAAUCUGGCAUAGGAUUUGAUGAUUAUACUGGCAGUGACUACUACAGAGCUACCUCACCCCGUCACAGUCUGUCUCAAGGUCAUGUUCUAAGCAGACAUCAGAUGUCUUCUCCUCGGCCAAAUCUGUCAGCACAAGAUUGUAAAACUCCAGAGAAUGCUGUGCCUAAAGGCUAUUUUCCAUCUGGCAAAAAAAAGGGAAGGCCAGUUGGAAGUGUGAAUAAACAAAAGCGUGCUCAAGGCCAAACACCAAUCCAGUCACAAACCCAAGCUCAAAACAUGAAUCCAAAUUCUCAGCUGCCACCAAUUUCCAUUACAGCAGGCCCAACAAUACCAGACGCAGUUGAAACUACAAGCACGGUCACCUCCAUUAUAGAAAACAAAACCACUCCCCCUCUAACCCCUCCCAUUUUAACCCAGGUUGUUAAAAUGGACGUUGAGAGUGAACCAAUUCAACCAGAGAUUGAUAUCAAACCUGUGAGACGGCGGCGCAAAGGUUUGAAUGACGAAGAUGAAUCACCAGAGAGUCGUCAAAGGAUUAGAAGAGGGGGGGCACCAGCAUCACAAUCAGUGGCAAGAGAUAACCCAGAAAUCCAGUUAGGGGCAAAAGGGCCUAACAGUACAAAUAGAGCAUUCCUGGAUGCAAAUCUAAAAGGCCUUUUUGUUCCACAUAUUCAUGUGGAGAACAAAAUACCAGAGAUUGGGUCCGUGUGCACCAUUGUAAAUGCGGAGGAUGACAAGUUGAAAGGAGAACGUGGUGUGAUUGGAGGGAAAACAGGCGGGAGUGGAAUUGACUCUAUACCAAGCUCAACUCUUUUCUCACACUUAUCAAAGAGAGAAUCUGAGAUGAGGGAGACUGACCAGGCUGAAUCUUCUCUUCAGUCAGGAAAAACACUUCCUUCAUCUGGCUAUGUCGUUUCAGGACCUACUCUUACAGAAACUAAACACUCUGGCCGUCAGCUUUGCUGUUUAUGUAAAAAAUGGGCCAAUUACAAACACCUUGGAGAUCUUUAUGGGCCUUACUAUCCUGCCGAAUAUGCUGCCAAGCUUCCCAAAAACCAGCCCCAGGUUAGACAAUGUCAUACAAUCAUGGGCGCAACCAAAAGCGGUGAAAACUCAGAAAUUGGCUCGAAUGCUUUAGAUGCUUUGCUUAACCUACAAAAACAUGUUCUAUUGUCCAGACCCACGGCAAUGAGUAGUAACUGCUCUGUGAGCUUGGAUUCAAAUAUAACACCUAUUUCCACUACAGCAAAAACUCCUUUAUUAGCUUGUAGAGAGAAUAUGAUUGGGGAGACCAGCACCAUUGCCUCUUCCUACACUACCAAUAAACCUUUAUCCUGGGAAAUGAUCCCUGAUAUAAGACCUAUUCCAGAUCUAAAAAGAGAGAGAGAUUUUGACGUUGAGCAACAGCCGGUGCCAAUGCAGCUGCAAGGGCAGCCAGCAGACGAAGGCCAACAACGACCGCAACACCGAAAGCUGACCUCACACCCACGCUUUAAACGGAGGCACAAAUCUAGUGAGAAGUCUCCCAGAAUGGUGCCCUCCAACAGUAAGGCGUCACUGCCGUUCCAGCCUCCGCCACCAGCUUUGGACUCCCUGGGCCCAUUGGCUCAGCUUGCCCAGUUGCCCCAGAUGCCCAUGGACCCUGAGGAGCUAUGGGUUCAUGAAGGAUGCAUCGUGUGGACCAGUGGCGUAUACCUUGUCAAUGGGAGACUUUAUGGCCUGCAAGAGGCACUAGAUGGCGCCAGAGAAACGAGCUGUUCAUACUGUGAGAUGGUUGGCUCCACCCUGGGCUGCUACAGUAAAGGCUGUAUACGUCGAUAUCACUAUCUCUGUGCCAUUGAAACAGAUUGUUCUCUCAAUGAAGAUAACUUCUCACUGCGGUGUCCGAAGCACAAGGUUACCCAGAACGUCCGGCAUGCCAAAUCAGUGUACCUGGAGCAGUCUGAGAGAGGGUGAGACAAAUUGAGUCUGGAAGCAGUUUGGACAAGAGUCGGCUUAGAGACGAGACUUGUUGUGAAGACGACUUGCCUAGGGCUGAGCAACAAAAAGGAAUGUACAAUUUCAAUAGGAAUCGGCAUCAUCUACAUUCAAGACAUUACAGAAAAGAGGUCGCCAUUAUUUCUAUUUUGCUUCAAAGCAGAAAAAGAUGAAUACAUGCAGCUUAGAUGAACAAAGCAGAAGGAAGAAGACUUGAAAGAAAACACUAACUGAGAUCGGAGUGGAAUACAAUGACAGUGCAACAAAGGAACUUUUCCAUCAAGAACAAAAGAAGCAAAUUUCUUCUCCGGGCUUACUUUGAUUUUUUUUUUUUUUUUUUUUUUUUUUUAAAUACCCUCUAAGUGUUAUUCACCAUCACCUGUUUUAACAUUUACCUUUUUUUCCUGGAUAUUCUUUUGACUGUUUUAAGGAGGCCUGUUGGGAUAAAACAGGGUUUCAUACGGAGAAAAAGGAGAUUGGGAUUUCUCUUGCAAAUAGUAUUUUAACUCAUAUCAAGAUGAAGAAUUCAUAUUUUAGCCCUCAUUAUUAUUUUUGUAUCCUCAUCAGUAUUUACUCAUAAUGAUGAAAUGGAUGUAUCGCAGUAUAUAUAUAUUCAGUCAGAACAUUAAUUGGCUGUUUUUUCCUCCCUUUUAUUUUUUAUUUUUUCAUUCCCGUUGAGGGAGAAGCCAAAUUGAUGUCCUGGAAUGUCAGGGUCGAGUUUGCCACAAAGACAUUUAUUGCCUUGGAGAACGGACAUCUGUUGCCUUUCAAUAGAGUGUAAGUGUGCGUGUGUGUCUGUGUGAGUGAGUGGGAGAGAAAGAAAGUGCUACACCAUUCUGGUCCUUUUUGAAGUGUUCUUAUUUUUCAUCAUGAGCUUUUUACGGUACAGCAAGUAUUCCUGAAAAAUCAGAUGGACGUAGUCUUAUUUUUGGAGUACAAAUGUCCAUAAUGUGCACAGAGAAGGUCAAAAGGUGGACCAAUGUUCAGGUCAUCUUUGACACAGGGAGCGGACUAAGAUGGAUAUUAAGCAGUGUUCAGCAUUGUGGAACUGUGUGCUGGAUAUUGGAAUUGUGACCUCGGUCAGUCCAACAGUAACGCUUGGGGAAUUAAAACAACAUGAGGAUGUCAAGGAAAACUGUUUGGCCAGUUGGCUGCACAGGCCAAUGGGGGACCAAGCUUGACCAAGUAAGUUUCCAGUGGGAGAUUGAAAAUCCAUUCAAAAGAGGCAUUGCCAUUCGAUUUUAAACUGUGUCAGUCGUACAUGGUGUCGUCUUGAUCAUUUUUUAUUGUUAUUCUUGUACAAAGAAAAAAAGAAAUCAAGCUUAAAGACUGCAGUAACACUAUCAGAACCAUGUUGUAUCACAAAAGUUGUCAAUAUGUAUAUGAAUUAAGAAUACAGUUAAAAUGCUUCAACAACAUGCUUCUUUUUUCCUGGAUGUGUUUUUUUUGUAUGCUGAGGAAUAUUCACACUUGAUUUUUUUUCCCCCCUCAAUAUUUCAAAAUGGAUGGGAGAAUCACUGGCGAAACUUAACCAGUGAACGACACUAGUAGUGGGCUUACUGACGUGCUUACUAAAACUACAAAAAACUAUAAUUGAGGAAUUAAUGUUGGCUGAUGGUCUUGUCACAGUGAAGUGAUUCUCAACAUGACCUUGAAAUGCAGUUAUGUACCCAUUUUGGGUGGGUAACCGAUAUCUAGUAAAAGCAAGUAUUAGAUUUUUUUUGUGUGGUACAAAGCAAGAUUAUCGUUAACGAGAACUAGAACUGAGAAAACGGUUUCGUUAACUGAAAUAAGAAAAAGCUAUAAUUAUAAGUUAAAACGAGAACUACCAUAAUUUCCGGACUAUAAAAGUUCAAAGUUUGCUUUAUUGUCAAUUGUACCACAUAUGCAAGGACAGACAGAGAAUUGAAAUUGUGUGACUCUUUAACCUCAAUGGCAAGUAAAAAUGAAAUAAAUAUAUAUAAAAAUAGACAACUGUACACCCUGACAAUAUCUAUGAAACAAGACACAAAUAAAAACAGGUGAAUGGAAAAGAAGCUGACUGCAAUAGUGCAAAUGUAUUGUCCUCUAAGCCGCUGCUUCUUUGAUACAUUUCGAAUCCUACUGCUUAUAGUCAGUGCGGCUCGUUUGUUGAUUUAUUUGGGUUAAUAGGUAACACUAACUCUAUUUAUGUCCAGCCCGGAUCUUUUAAAUCCAUUCAAAAGUGAGAUAAUUUACCGGACAACACUAAAUGACAUCUGUUGUAAGCAUUCAUUAAUGCUCAUGACAGUGUCAUGUCAUAAUUGUGAUCGUCUAAUGACAGUCUUAUCACGCCACUGUCAAAUAAAGUUGCCAAAUACCACAACUAGUAAUCAAUGAAACAACUGGAAUAGUAACUGAAGAAAUAAUUAGCAUAGAACAUGAAUUUUGAUUGUUAUUUACAUCUGUAACGCUGCAAUGCUUGCUAGUAGGUGUGUUGGACAACAACAGUGUUGACAGCUGGUGGCAGCAGAGGUUACCUGUCUCCCUCAAGGGAGCAGUGAUGCCAAAUGAUGCUUCUUGAAGCAAUGGUGGUUCAUUUGGUCUUAUGACAGACGUAUGAUGUCGCUGUCAAAGUGUUACCGGUUAAUAUCUUUUGGUAUAAAUAUCCCAUAAUACAGUCAGGACAGUUGCGGCUUAUAGUCCAAUGCAGCUUAUCUAUGAACUAAUGUCGUUUUGGUUUGGUGAGGUGCGCCUUAUAGUACGAAAAUUACAGUAAUAAAACUAAUAUUUGCAAAAUUAACUGAAACUUAUUGAAACAAACUCAUCCUUUUGUUUUUCAAUUUUAUCCCUAGAAGCAAUAUUUACACUUUGUUAUAAAAACUUUCUUUAUGCACCUGACAAAAAACCCAAUGUAUGAAAAACUACUAAUAAUCCUGAAAGUAAACAGUUAAAUUAAUAAUUUGAAGAAGGAAAAAAAAAAAUCCAUUCUUAAAAACUUUUUGGGACUAUAAGGCGUACCUGAAUACAAGCCACAUCCACAAAAUUGUACUAGAUAACUAUUAGUUCAUACAUAAACUGGAUUGGACUAUAAAACACAGGUGACUACAUUGUGUAAUGGUGUGCUUACACCACUAUUAGCCUGUGAAAAUUCAUAAAUCAGACUCACUGGGCUAUAUUCUGCAGGGUUGAAAGUGGGGGGGAGGUUUCAUUUUGGGAAAAUUACAGUGAUUGAAAAUUUUAAAAUACCGUAAUUUUCAGAGUAAAAGAUGUUACUUUUUUCCUCCGCUUUGAAUCUUGCUGUUUAUAGUACAUUGGGUCUUAUAUGGAUUUUUACAGUCCGAUUAGCUGCUUGUCUUUAGGCUUUAAUAACCCUGCGACUUUAUGUCCAGUGCGGUUUAUAUAUGAUAUAGUUUUUUCUAGUAAAAUUUAGUGGGUGCGGCUUAAAACCAGGUAAGCCUUACGGUCCAAAAAUAACAUUCAGUAAAACUAUUUUUUAAAAAAUAAAUAAAUAAAUUGGAACAGUUACAACUUUGAUGUACAUGUUGUUCCACGCAGAAGUUUUUCUAAAUGUUCAUUCAGGUUUUGUGUUUGUUGUUGUUGGUUUUUUAAGUUAGGUAACACGAUUAAAGGGAUCCACAGGUUGAAAGACUUGUUGUUUUUCAAAGAUAAAUGUUAUUAUGAGUUAAAAUAAUUUGAUAUUGAAACCCCUCUUGAUGUUUUCGUUUU
Corythoichthys intestinalis (scribbled pipefish) is the source of this 12253-nucleotide messenger RNA. It is a transcript of the gene tcf20, whose product is annotated as transcription factor 20. The transcript is spliced from 6 exons. Gene Ontology annotation, cellular component: nucleus. The record is from RefSeq and is a predicted model, not a curated record. Gene Ontology annotation, biological process: regulation of transcription by RNA polymerase II. NCBI's taxonomy places the organism in Eukaryota, Metazoa, Chordata, Actinopteri, Syngnathiformes, Syngnathidae. The coding region runs from base 1454 to 8545 and encodes 2363 amino acids.